CCCCACCCGUUUGACUUCAACUCUCUCAAGUCACAACUUGAACCAAAACUUUAUCUCGUUGAAUCCAUCUUGGGAAAUAGAUAAAGAAUGCGUGGAGGACGGGGCUGUUGUAAUACACAGUAAGCAGUCGGUAAAGCAAAGUUGCCCAAAGGUUUUUGUUUUGUUGUUGCUUUCGGUGAUGUGACUGGACCACCCGACAAGGACUAUGAGCAACAACGACAUCUUCGAGAUGGACUCCGUUUCUGAGACGGAUGAGCUGGAGGGUGAAACUAUUUUGGGCAUGAUGGACGAGGAAGUUGUUUACCCCCAGGAGUUUUUACCAACGUAUCACAGUAUUAAAGAAGGAGCAACAGUCCCCAAAGCACAACUGGCUGAGUUCAACAACAAGCCAGACUCCUUGUUCUUCAAUGACGGCGUGAGGAGGAUCGACUUCAUCCUGGCCUACGAAUCUGAAGAUAAGAAGGACUUUGAGAAGAGGCGCACGUUCCAGCGGCGCAAGACGCGGCGAGAGUACUUUGAGGCCAGCCUGAUGAAGAUGGGAAUGGAACUGGAGGCGACAAAAUCUGUAGCAGAUGAGAAACUGAUGUUUGUGAAAGUCCACAUGCCGUGGGACGUGCUGUGCACCUACGCCGAGGUCCUGCACAUCAAGCUUCCCAUCCAGCCCAACGACAUGUCCUCGCGCCCCUCCCCGUGGCGCUUUUUGUCCUGCAUCACCAAGCACUUCUACCCCAACGAAGACCUGAUCACCAAGGAGGCGGAGUUCUUCACCGCGCCCUUUGAGAAGGACCGUCUGGAGAACUUCUACGUGAAGGACAAAGAUGCCUUCUUCACCCCGUCCAUGAGGAGCAGGAUGGCAUUUUACAUCUUAAGUCGUGCCCCUUAUGAAAUACGAGGGAACAUUAAGAAGUUUGGCAUCACCAAACUGCUGGAUGGAGGAGUGUACAAAGCUGCCUAUCCCCUCCACGACUGCAGGUUCAAUGUCAAGUCCACUGAGGAGGGCUACCCCAACGAGAGAUUUCUGCUCUAUGAAGAAUGGGCUCAUCCCAAAAGCUUCUACAAGAUGCAACCACUGAACCUCAUUAGGAAGUAUUAUGGGGAGAAGAUUGGCAUUUACUUUGCCUGGUUGGGUUUCUACACAAUAAUGCUGGCUGUGGCUGCUGUUGUGGGACUGGGUUGUUUCAUUUAUGGAUACAGGACUCAAGACACCAGCACCUGGAGCAAAGAGGUGUGUGACCCCGACAUUGGAGGGAAUAUUGUGAUGUGUCCGCAGUGUGACAGAGAAUGCAUGUACUGGAAGUUGAACAGCACCUGUGAAGCUUCAAAAAAACUUUGCAUAUUUGAUAACUUUGGAACCUUGGUGUUUGCAGUUUUCAUGUCAAUCUGGGUCACUUUGUUCCUGGAGUUUUGGAAGCGUUACCAGGCAGAGCUGGAGUACGCGUGGGACACUGUGGAGUUUCUGGAGCAGGAAGAACCCCCUCGCCCAGAAUAUGAAGCAAAGUGCAUUUAUGAGAGGAAAAACCCUAUCACAGGGGUUAAAGAAAAGGUGCCCUAUACAGCCUGUGGACGAUGUGUUCGGGUGUCGAUAGGAAUUGGGACGGUCUUAUUCUGGAUUCUGUUGAUCCUGGCGUCCAUAGUGGCCAUCAUUGUUUACCGCCUGGCUGCCUUUUUUGCCUUCUCGACUAAACUCCGAGCUCAAGACCUGAAGGAGCUGGAACCCUUAAAGGAGUAUGUGUCGCCUCAGAUGGCCACUUCUGUCACAGCCUCCCUCAUCAGCUUCGUUGUAAUUAUGAUCCUCAACAUUCUCUAUGAGCGGGUCGCCAUCUGGAUCACAGACUUUGAGCUGCCACGGACGAAGACAGACUACGAGAACAGCUUGACCAUGAAGAUGUUCCUCUUUCAGUUCGUCAACUAUUACUCCUCCUGUUUCUACAUCGCCUUCGCCAAAGGGAAAGCGGUUGGCCAUCCUGGAAAUCCUGUGUAUCUCUUGGGAAAAUACCGGAACGAGGAGUGUGAUCCAGGCGGUUGUCUGAUUGAGUUGACGACUCAGCUCUCUAUUAUCAUGGGGGGAAAAGCCAUCUGGAACAACAUCCAAGAGGUCUUGCUACCGUGGGUAAAAAAUUUGAUUUUCCGCUACUGCACUCGUGGGCCUUCAGAGAAGGUGAUUCCUCGCUGGGAGCAGGACUACCGGCUGCAGCCCCUCUCAAAACUAGGACUGUUCUAUGAAUACCUGGAGAUGGUCAUCCAGUUUGGCUUUGUGACCCUGUUCGUUGCCUCCUUCCCUCUGGCUCCGAUCCUGGCUCUGGUCAACAACCUGUUUGAGAUUCGGGUUGAUGCUUGGAAAAUCACCACUCAGUUUCGCCGCUUCGUGCCAGAGAAGGCCCAGGACAUAGGGGCGUGGCAGCCCAUUCUUCAAGGCGUCGCUAUAUUGGCUGUUGCGACAAAUGCCAUGAUCAUCGCUUUUACAUCCGACAUGAUUCCACGGUUGGUCUACUACUGGUCUUUCUCUGUGUACCCAUAUGGAGAUUACCGUAAUAACACCAUGCAGGGCUACAUCAACAGCUCGCUGUCUAUAUUCAACAUCAGCGACUUCUCCGACAGUAGCAAGCCCAUGAAGACACUUUACAAUAUCACCACCUGCAGGUAUCGAGAUUUUCGGUAUGCUCCCGGGCACCCGAAGCAGUAUGAGUACACUAUCUACUACUGGCAUGUGAUCGCUGCCAAAAUGGCUUUUAUAAUCGUUGUAGAGCACAUUGUGUACCUUACGAAGUUCAUCCUGUCCUACGUGAUCCCAGACGUCCCGUACGCUGUCAGAGAACAGAUCAAACGAGAGAAGUACUUGACCCAGGUUGUCCUCCACGAGACCAACCUCAAGCUGGUGACCAAACGUAUGAAACCAGUCGACGACGAUACUGUGAAGUACGCGAAGGUGAACCUGACCGGGGAGGAGAUGGAACUUGAUUUCUGAAAGUAAAAUGUAUGGAAGAAGACAUCAGACCAUCCUGUAUAUACAUGACUACCCAGUUUUUUGCAGCACCUCCCCACAUCUGCUGAAAUGCUGACCAACACCUUGUGAACCAGUAACAAAAUUAAGACCUGGAACAAGGUAUGGACCUCAAGGGACUGUUGGACAAAGAAAGGAGAAACCACUUGUAUAGUCUUCACCUCUGUCUACUGUUUUCAUACUCUUGACUCCCUGUCAGGUGAAAGUGUGCAAAAGGGAAAAAAACAGUGCAUCUAGUAGCCUCAAUCAACUCUAAGAGUGGCUUUUUUUUUAAUUUUAUUUUUUACUUUCCUCUCAGACUGACCAAGAUAACAGACAGGAUGAUUUGCAGCUGGCAGUGCCAGUGAACAAACUGAGAGUAGGACAAUCAAGUAAUAUGGCAGUGUUUUGCACUACCUUAUCAACUAAGGUUGGAGUUCAAUACUAUUUGUUAAAAUCUGAAGCCAGUAUUGAUUUUAAAUCUUAUUAGCAGCAGCUUUUACCAAUUUUAAACAACAAAACGUAUUAUCUAAACUCAAAAAACUCAGAUAGGAUGAAGCACAUCAAGCUAAAUGUCUUGCUGGAUGUUUUUAUACAUUGAUUAUUGCAACCUGGUUUGAGGGUUACAGCAAAGAGACACCGAUGUCAAAUCAGUGCCUCACACUUUGAAGCUUAGUUAUGAACACCAACUUUUUUGUAGGCUAAGCAAAAUGGCACUGAUAGGACUUCACAUCCGUGUUGGUCUAAAAUGAAAGAUAUACUUUGGUCAUUUUAGUUAAAUGCUGUCAUGAAAUAUCAGUAUUAUUAUAUACAAAAAAUGUUUUUUUCUUACACUUUCCUCUGUAGUCGAAUUACAGAGCUGAGGUGAUCUGUCGAAUAGCUCACAAUGUUACAAGUGAUGAUCUACCACGAGUUAGAAUAGUCAUGGACUAACUGACCUAAAGCCAGAUAUACUGACUAAAUGUGCCUUGAACACCUUUUUAUCUCUGUAAGCUUUUUAAAAAAAUGUAAAUGUUGUAAUAUUGUUGAUGGGAUUCAAUUGCACUUACAAUUACAGCCAUUUUAGAAAGUACAUUUAUAUCACAAUUCCAAAGUAAUGCCAUGUAAAGGUUUAAUGUAUUCAAGUUGACAAACCACACGAAUGAUUCAAACUGAAUGCUAUUUCAGCAUUUUAACUAGCCAAUAUUUUAAAUUAAAUGAAUUAAUUGCAGCCCUGUGAAGUAGUUUAGUUGAUAAUGGAAGUAUAGUCUGCCUCCUUCUCUAUUCAUGUACUAUCAUCUACUGUACUGUUAUGCACUUUUUACUUACCAAGUUCCACUCCUGUGCCAUGAACACUGCAAUGUACAAUAUUUUGAGCUGCAAGUUAUCCUGUGAUUAUAGGCAAAACAGUAAUGUAGUCUUCUCCUGUGUCGUCGCUGCAUUAUUGCCUCGCCUUGUGAUUUAAACUAUGGUACUAUAUCCAACAUGUAUGCAAACAGUAUCAUAUACCAGCAAUAUCUGAUGAUGCAUAUAUCUCUUGUCUUUUUUGUUUUAUAAUGUCAGUGCCAUGAAAUGUGUUUUAAGUCUGACUUUAAGACCCUCAAAGGAUUAAAAAAAACUU
Molecule: messenger RNA, 4580 nt
Organism: Anoplopoma fimbria (sablefish)
Lineage: Eukaryota; Metazoa; Chordata; Actinopteri; Perciformes; Anoplopomatidae
Gene: ano6
Product: anoctamin 6
Exons: 20
Coding region: 206-2965 (919 amino acids)
Biological process (GO): calcium activated phosphatidylserine scrambling; chloride transmembrane transport; calcium activated phosphatidylcholine scrambling
Cellular component (GO): plasma membrane
Molecular function (GO): protein dimerization activity; chloride channel activity
Source: RefSeq, a predicted model, not a curated record